UGGAGUUUGUCGGAAUGUGAGUUCAGAGGAGAAAGUUUUUGACAUGAGGAAUCCGCUCUCCAUGAAUCUGAGAGGAUGCUGCAGUCUGCAGAGUCUGCAGAGUGUGCAGCCCGUGUUUGCAACAGAUAACAGAUCCGGACAUCACGCGGAGAAAUGCAACAGCUUUACGCAAAGUAGGCAACAUCACCAACACCAACUAGUCCUCCUCUCUGAGAGAUCUGGUGUGCUGGUUUGGUCUCGGGAUACCUCCUGAUGCACACGCAGACGCUGCUAGUUGCUCCUCCUCGAUAGACUCUUCAAUUCAAGAAGUGUAAAGAGGCUUCAACCGGAAACCAAACUUUUUCUUCGAACUUUUCUGCUCUGAGGCAAAAGAGGAAAAGAGAGGAGCCAGCUGUAACACAAACAACACAGUUCCCUUUUCUGCAUUUAAGUCUGCUGUUGGAAAUGUUUCUGCUGCCAACCACCGGGGGAGAAGUGAAGGCUUUCUGGCGAGGAUAGUGAGGGCGACGUCGAGUGAUUUCAGGCUCUCACAUAACGGAUUCUGGUCCUUUAUCAUGGAAGAUGGUGUGAAAGAGGACCCAGCCCAGUAUCAAGAGACAAAGUUCCUGGGUAAGGCUGGCUGGGUGAAGAAGGCCCAGGGCAGACUGUUGGCCAGUUAUAAAGACCGCUUCAUCCAUGUGGAGAAGACAGAGAUUGUGGUUUAUGAAAAUGAGGACCUGCAGAACUGCUUAGAGAGGCUUGAUCUGGAGAACUACGAUAAAUGUCAUGAGUUGAAGAGUCCCUUCAAGAGGAAGCACAGACUGAUACUGAUUCGAUCACCCAAGUCUGCAAAUAAGCUCCAUGAUUUGAAGUUCCAAGCUCAGACUGCAGAGGAGAAGGAGGCUUGGAUUAAAGCGCUGGGUGAUGGCAUCAAUCGAGCAAAGAACAAAAUCUUUGACGAGGUGAAAAUUGAUCAGGGCUCAAAUUUAGAGCAUGUGACACGAUCAAGGCCUAAAGGAAACCGUAACCGAAGGCCACCAACCAGGAUACACAUGAAAGAGAUCGCUGACGUGUCUUCUGAUGGUAUCCUGCGUUUGGAUCUUGAUCUUGAAAAUGCCCUAAUGCCUAACGGGACUCACCAUGUCAGCGUUGAUGGAGCUGUAAAAUGGGCCAACGAAUCAUCAAGGCCCACAUCCGAUGUCAGUGAAGCUGCAGAGAAACAAUCAGAGCGAAGCACUGAUGAAGAGAUUAAGUCUGAGGAAGAGGCCACUCCUCAGAAAAAGAUCAUCAAACCUCCCAUGCCCCCGAUCAAAGAGGCUAAACCCAGCUCACCACCUGAGGAUGAACCAGGGAAGGAGGAUACCUCGGAGAAAAAGGUCCUGAAGCCGCCUAUGCCUCCCUCGAAAGAAGUCAAAACCAGUGUUUCACCAGAAGAAGAACCUACAGAGGAUCCAAAAGCUGAGAAGAUUCCUGAAAAGAGCCUAGACGCCAAGAAAAAGGCAGCUCCACCACCAACCCCUCCCAACAAACCCAGCUCCAACACCCCCACGAGCAACCUCACUGAGGCCUCCCAGCCCAGGCCAAACUCCGGACCUCCCACCCCUCCAGGCAAAGAGAAGAAACCCUCUCAUCCUGCUGGGGGGCCUGAACAAGAGGUUGAAGCCACAACAGAUGAGGAUAAGGAGGACGAGCACAGCAUGACAGAGACGACAGGAACAGCUGUGGAAACAGAUGAGGCACAGCAGUUGAUUUCUAAAGAGGAUGAUGGUCCUGAUGAUUCUGGUGCAGGACAGGUUUCUGAAGAAGAGUCAGGAGGCACAAACAAAGAAUCUGAUAAUGAGCCACAAGCACCUACAGAACCACCCAGAAAGAGCCCCACUCCUCCUCUUGUCCCCAAGAAAAAGCCUGAGAAACCUGCUCAGCCCAAAGCGGGACAACUUGAAGACAAACCAUCGAUAUCACAGCCUAAUGAUGAAGAGGACUCCACUGCAACAAUUUCAGACACCUCAGCCAGCUCUCUGCAAGCAGAAGAGGCCCUGACAAAGAGUGGAGUCCCUACAGUGGCCGUCUCUUUGAACGACCCAGUCACUGACAGCCUCAGCCUGAGUCCGCUGCUCUGCCACUUGCCUGGAGAGAAGAAAAAGAAAGCAGAGGAGAAGUCUGUGGACAGUGGUCAGCACUCAGAUGAUGACAGCGAAGGCUCUGGGAGUGAGGACACGCUGGCUGCUUCCACAGCUGCACUGAGAGGAAGCAACACCGGGCUGGAUGUGUUAGACGCCAGCGAGGGUGACGUAAAGAUCUCUGUUAACCUGAGGCAUCCACAGGUGGCAUCCAAGCCUCAAAUCGUGCCAAAGGCGUUUUCCUAUCGACACUCGCAGCCAACUCCUCCUCUCAAACCGUCAGUCAAGGCUCGGUCAGCUUCUAGCGGGGAUCUACUGUCUGACCCUUCAGUCUGCCCUCAGCAAGGGCAGCAAACCAGAGCUGAGGUUGGAAGUAACACCACCCCCAGUGAUCAUGUCAUGAAACUGGAGGCUGAAGUGGCUCUGGAGAUGAAAAAGACGAGGGAGCUCCUGAGCAGAGUGUCCAAGUCAGAGGGUGGAGGUGAGGGGGAGGCCAUGCCGGAGGAUCUGCUCACUAAGGCCAUGGACAAGUUGAAGAAAGCUGACCAUGUCCUCAGAGAGGUCAAAAAACUGGCACCUGCAAAGAAUUCAAGCCACAGAAAGAGCUGGUGAAAGUCACGCAUGGCAGAUUGAGCUAGAAAUGAUCAUUUGCUAAACCUGCAUCAACAAAGUCAGUGUCCAUAAAUAAUUUCAACAGCCUUGUCAGGAUCAGCACAGUUUGUUUGAGCAUUGACAUUUGAUUUAUAGUUUGGAGGCUUUUAUCUCCUUCUUCUUCCUUUCAAAGUCCGGAAAACACAGAAGGGAAGUGUAAUAGAGUGACUAAACUGGUAAAACUAGCUUGCUAUCUAGAGUGGACAUCUGAAGCUUCAAACACUGUUGGCGCUUCAGAAAACGUUCAAUCAUUUGGAUUGUUCUGAAAGUUUGGGAGCUUAACUCGACACAUUCCUUUGUGAAGAGAAGAGAGUUACUAAGAAAUAUGUCAAUUUGCUUAAAAAGACACCUUCAUCCCACUUGAUUAACAGUUAAUAAGUUCAUAACGUUUAAACUGCAUUUAACUGUCCCAUACUGCGGCUAUAAAAUGUCACAUUUGUCAGUCUUAAAGUUUUAAAACAUGAACCCACUGUAGCGUCAUGACAGUAUGAUCAAAAAGGUAAUGUAAGUUUUGUGUCUGCAAAAUAUUUAAUAUCAACAAGCCUUUUAUUAAUUAAAGCUUCAAACAUAUUGCUCAGUCACAUUUACAUUUUUAAUGCAGCAACUCUUCACAAUAGCUAGAUUUCAUAAUUACAUGCAGUAUUCCUCAACUUCUACUGCUCACAUAUGAGACUAAAUCUAUAGCAUUGCAAUGAUGUGGCAGUAUAUGAAGGGUUGCUGCAAGCUAUCAGAUGUCUCUGAACUGAUGUUAAUCUUUUCCACCACAAUCAAAAAGAAAGCAGCACUCCCAAAUAAGGCUUCAACUGCUUUAGUUUGUGUACUUACAAAAUACGUCAUGUAUUGUUUGACCGCUGUGUUACAGUUCACUCUGGAUGCUGUCAGACUAAAAGUCUAAUGCGAGCUGUGCUGUCCCUUUUAUUAGAUUUGGGGAAGUUUACACUCCAGCAGUAGAGACUUUUCUUGCAAUAUUAGAGUUAUUGAUGCUAUAUGAAUGGAGAGAGCAUUUUUGACAAUGUCUGUUUUUGAAUGGAGCUAAGUUUAGUUUGUACAGCUAACUGAUAGAGUUGUACUUUAGCAGAUGAAAUCAACGGUUGCCAGCCAGAGAUGACAUGAAUGGACAGGGUUUAUGGAGAGGUCAGUUGGUAAGAAUAACAGAAGUCUCUCAUUUUUUAUAGAAAUGCAGCAUAUGUAACAUUUUGCUAAAAAUUUACUGUGCAAUUAUUUAUUGUAUAACUUUCUCUAAAACAAAUUUAAAAGAAUAACUAUUUGAGGGCUAAUUUGAAAACUGAUGAUAUGACAAAACAAUGCUGUAAAUGAAUACAUGGAGAACAUACAAAAUUACUAAAAUGUUUUAAUACCAAAUUACACAACUCAUUUAGGAUUGGACUGUGGAUUUAAGAAGCUGUUUCUCUUUUCUCCAGUAACCGUGUUUUGCUGAGAGUUUAUAUGAGGGAUAUUUUUGUACAUACUUUAUUUGUUUACUACAGCAUGUGCUGUUAAUGUUGAGGGAGAUGUACCACCAUAGCUCAGGAGUUUUCAGUCUAAUCAUGUGAAUAAUAAUAAAAACAAAAAAUCUGUCCCUCCACAUAAAGGGUAGCAGUUUUGUAAUUAUGAUACAUACUUGAUACAGAUAUUUUAGGGCUGCAUGGAACGUUGAGCUCUCACUAACCUACUCACAAUCAUUGCUUAUCAGUGACGUUGCUUUCAAGGUGAAUCAUGAACUUUGAAGAAGUUCUCCUGUUUUUGCCUGUUUGCUUUGCUAAAAUCUGUCAUGGUAGUUUUUCAGACUGAUUCAAAUAUGACAUUUAGAGUAUGUAAGAAACUUUUUUAACAUAGAUAUAAUUUUGUACUUUCGAUCAAAUUUGCUACUGCCAAAAUAAACAAAGGGAAACUACCA
Messenger RNA from Notolabrus celidotus (New Zealand spotty), 4647 nucleotides. RefSeq names its product pleckstrin homology domain containing, family O member 2 (gene plekho2). NCBI's taxonomy places the organism in Eukaryota, Metazoa, Chordata, Actinopteri, Labriformes, Labridae. The record is from RefSeq and is a predicted model, not a curated record. The transcript has 7 exons. The coding region runs from base 555 to 2711 and encodes 718 amino acids. Gene Ontology annotation, biological process: macrophage apoptotic process.